GGAGGACUUGAAAUAGAAAUGAAAUAGAGUUGUUAAAUUGUCGCCAGUCAAAUGGGGGUUGUGACCUCACACACCCCUGCUGUGGCCCAUAGGACACCUCACCCUUACUGGGGCCUGGGUUUCAGGGGUGACUUCACAAUGGCCAGCGUAGUGCCCUGCCCACUGCCACAGUCCCAGUCCAUCAUGCUUACCACCCUGUGGCUGUUGCUCAGCCUCGCCGUCCCCUUGCUGGGGUCCCACGCUUCCUUCAGCUGUCCCAACGAGAAGCAAUGCCAAAAAGCCCUCCUCUCAGACAAUGACAUCUUUUUGCCCUGCAACUCUUCUGGGGCACAGUGGUACUUCUUAUUCCUGCAAGACAAGACCAGCUGGUCUGACAAAGUCUCCAGUGUUUCCAACAUCGAAAUAAUACCCGAAAUCGGCAUUCUCAUCCGAAACCCGUUGCCCUCCCAGACGGGCUUCUACCAUUGCCGGGACAAGAAUGGCGUCCAAGUGGUGCAGUACGAGAUUGAUUUCCAGGAUGUCAGCACCCUGCAUAUUACCCACAAAGGCCUGGGCCAAAAGCCCCUGCCGAACGAGACCCUGAGUCUGGGUGGUAAGGAGCUCAUCUUCACCCAGUGGGAUCCCUGGCAGGAUUGUAACCGCUGUGGGGAGCCGGGGGAGCGGAAGCGCCUGGGCUACUGCUACAUCGAGGAGCCCCUGCAGGAGCCCAUGCCCUGCUGGCUCUACCUGGGACAUCUGAAGCUGUGGUCUAGCCGCUUGCAGCCCGAGAUGCAGGUGGAGGCCUGCCAGGUCCCGUGUAAAGUAUCCACGUUGGAUUACGUCACCUUUGACAACUUUGAGAUCAAUGAGGAUUCAGGAUCUGUGUGGCUCACCUGCCCCAUGGGAUCUAUCUACAGGCCCAUCCUCUGGGAAAUCAACGACAUCCCCCUGACCUGGCAGAGCCAGCUCUCCAACCAGGACUUAAGCACCAUUCUGGAACCCACCAACGGUGGCAGGCAGCUUCGGGUCUUCGAGCCAGCCAUUUACAAGUGCUUCGUGAAGCAGGAACUCGUGGCUUACUUCAACCCCAAGCCCUUUCCGGAUGUGCCGGAGAUCCUCAGGCAAAGGGAAGCCGGACCACAACAGGAGUCAAGGGAGGCCUGGAAGGGGAAGGCCAGGUCCGUCCUCAAGGGGCUCAAGCUGAUGCUGCUGGUGGGCAUCGUCCUGGGCCUGCUCGCACAGCUGCUCAAGCUCUUCCAUCCUUCCCAGGACAAAAGAAGCGACCGGAUGCUGCUGGUGAAAUAAAGAGACCCCUCGGUGCCCAGG
Molecule: messenger RNA, 1305 nt
Organism: Mirounga angustirostris (Northern elephant seal)
Lineage: Eukaryota; Metazoa; Chordata; Mammalia; Carnivora; Phocidae
Gene: FAM187B
Product: family with sequence similarity 187 member B
Exons: 2
Coding region: 52-1284 (410 amino acids)
Source: RefSeq, a predicted model, not a curated record